CAAGAGCUGGCCAGGAGUCUGCUGAAGCAUCUCUGUCUCGCUUAGGUGUGACUGCCUCCACCGAGAGAGCUCUGUUAUUUAUCUCAAACAACAGCAGGCUACUCUCUCGGAUCGAGUUAUUUUAUACGGACGGACACGAUGGGGUUGUCGAUCCAAGCUUCCAACAUAUCCUACAAGGCGUCGGAAAAGGACAUAUACGAGUUCUUCUCUUUCUCCGGAGAGAUCACGGGCAUUGAGACGAAAACGGAUCUGAAGAAGGGCCAGGUGGCGUACGUGACGUUCGCGGACGAGAGAGCGUUGGAAACAGCUCUGCUUCUCACGGGCGCGGUGAUAGUGGACGAGCCCAUCAUAGUGGAGGUGGCGGAUGGGUACGACCCCCCUCAGAGAGCCUCCCACGUGGCACAGGAGGUGCAGCGCGCCGUUGCUGCCCAGUCUCCAGCCAAGACUGGUGUGCCUAGUUUUACAGCGCCCGACAUCAAGUCUGCAGAGGGGGUCGUGGCGUCGCUCCUUGCUUCAGGGUACAUCCUAGGGAAGGACGCAGCGGGCAAAGCCAAAGAGUUUGAUACCAAGCACGAUCUCAGCCGUACAGCCUCGCUCCAGGUCGCUGCCCUGAAAGAUCGGACGGUCGAGACUGCCGCAACGCUCGACAAGAAAUACGCCAUCUCGCAAAAGUUUUCCGAGACCAAGGAGACGGUCGCACGUUCUUGGACGACUGUCGACGAGCAGUACAAAGUUUCGCAAACUGCCCGGGGGGCAGCGGCUGCAGCGGAGGCGUCGCUGUCCGAGGCCGGGCAGUAUCUGAUGAAAAACCAGUACGUGGCGACCAGCGCAAGCUGGCUAGCUGGGGCGUUCGGGAAACUCGGGGAGAUCGUAGGAGAGGUGAAACAGCAGACUCUGCAGAAGGUGCAUGAAGCAGAGGAGGAGCGCGGGGAGGUUCCCACUGUCACUGUUGGCGGUGCGCCAGCCACUGCUCCCGGUGGGUACAGUGCUGUUUCUGGUGACCCUGGCUCUCCUUUCGACAAUGAUACACCCGGUCCUGCUGCUGGGGCCACAGGUGCAGCUGCUGGUGGCAGUUCUAACCUCUCAUCCUCCACUGCCUUGGACCAUGGUCCUCCGCUUUUUGCAUCACCUGAUGCCGCUCCCACUCCUGCUCCUGCUCCUGCUGGUUCGCUCAUGGACGAUGUUUUCUCUCCUGCUCCUUCUGCUGCUCCUGCUGCUGCUGCUGCUGCUGCUUCUGUUCCGGUGGUGUCUGCCUCACCGGCGAAGCGCCAAACAGAGGAACCUCCUCUGUUUUGAGUUGCCAACUUGCCACACCGACUCUCUGACCCCACCCCACCUGCUUCCUCUCGACGUCUUUCGUACCACCUCUUUCUUGUCCUCAACUACUGUACUCGCCCCUCGUUCCCCCUCUGUUCGUUGCUUACUGGUAUAAGGACAGGUUCGUUCUCUAUCCAGAGUAGCUCUGAUCUUAAUUAUGGCAAUGCAAUUGGGAUGCACAGAUUCACCACCACCACCAUCAUGCGUAGCUGGUACAUCAUUGUUACGCGUCGAAUUCCCACCAUGUCA
This is a messenger RNA of Closterium sp. NIES-67, 1566 nucleotides long. The record is from the annotation of a GenBank genome assembly. Lineage: Eukaryota; Viridiplantae; Streptophyta; Zygnematophyceae; Desmidiales; Closteriaceae.